ACCGAAGUCCCGCCCACUGACGGCAGCUGGAGGACAGAAAGUGACUGAGCAGCGGCCACAAGGACAUGCCACAGUGCCUGCUAGAAUCUUCAGCUGUAGACGCAGAACGCGCCUUCAGUCCAUUUAAAGAAUAUGAUUCCAGUGACCGAAUUCCGGCAGUUCACAGAACAGCAGCCAGCAUUCCGGGUUCUGAAGCCAUGGUGGGAUGUGUUCACGGACUACCUCUCUGUGGUCAUGCUUAUGAUAGGUGUGUUUGGAUGCACUCUGCAGGUGAUGCAAGAUAAAAUCAUAUGCCUUCCUCAAAGAACAUUCUCGCCAAACCAAACAGAGCUGAUGUGCCCACCUCCUUCUACAAAAAAUGAAUCAAUAGUGCCUGUCCAUGAGUUGAAAGGACUAAAGACGAACUUGGAUAUUCAGCAGUAUAAUUACAUAAACCAAAUGUGCUAUGAAAAGGCACUGCAUUGGUAUGCUAAGUACUUCCCUUACCUGGUUCUCAUACAUACUGUCAUUUUCAUGGUGUGCAGCAAUUUCUGGUUCAAAUUUCCUGGCUCCAGCUCUAAAAUUGAGCACUUUGUAUCCAUUCUGGGCAAGUGUUUUGACUCCCCAUGGACUACGAGGGCACUGUCAGAAGUAUCUGGGGAGAAUCCUGAGGAGAAGGACAAGAAGAAGAACAGUGCCAGUAGGUCAAACCUUGAUACUCCAGUUGGUGAGGGCAACCUGGAAAAGACUCAGUCUUUGAGAUCCAUUCCUGAAAAGAUUGUUGUUGAACAGCCAGUAGCAAGUGUCCUUGACAAGAAGGAAGGAGAGCAAGCCAAGGCCUUGUUUGAGAAGGUCAAAAAAUUCCGCCUGCAUGUGGAGGAGGGUGAUAUAUUAUAUAUGAUGUAUGUCCGUCAGACUGUUGUAAAAGUACUCAAAUUUAUCCUUAUAAUUGCAUACAACAGUGCUCUGGUGUCACAGGUUAGGUUCAGUGUUACCUGUACUGAGAACAUGCUGGACAUGACAGGCUACCGGUACUUCUGUUGCAAUCAUACUAUGGCCCACUUGUUCUCCAAGCUCUCCUACUGUUAUUUGUGUUUUGUUGGAGUUUACGGACUUACCUGCCUUUAUACAUCCUACUGGCUGUUCUAUAUUUCUCUCAAGGAAUACUCUUUUGAAUAUGUCAGGCAAGAGACCGGAAUUGAUGACAUCCCAGAUGUAAAGAAUGACUUUGCUUUCAUGUUGCACAUGAUCGACCAGUAUGAUCCCUUAUAUUCCAAGAGAUUUGCAGUUUUUCUCUCAGAAGUGAGUGAAAACAAGCUGAAACAGCUCAACCUCAACCACGAGUGGACAGCUGAUAAGCUUCGGCAGAAGUUGCAGACCAACAGCAAUAACAGACUAGAACUUCAACUCUUUAUGCUGUCGGGUCUCCCAGAUACCAUCUUCGAGGUGACAGAGCUGCAGUCUUUGAAGCUUGAGAUUAUUAAUAAUGUUACCAUACCAGCAGCCAUUGCCCAACUAGAGGAUCUCCAGGAGCUUUCGCUUUACCAGUGCUCGCUCAAGAUCCACAGUGCAGCCACCUCCUUCCUCAAGGAGAACUUGAAGGUGUUGCGAGUUAAGUUUGAUGAUGCCCGUGAACUUCCACAGUGGAUGUAUGUGUUGCGAAACUUGGAAGAGCUCCAUCUGAGUGGCUCUUUGAGUUCUGAUGCAUCAAAGAAUGUGACCCUAGACUCUCUACGAGAGCUCAAAGCGCUGAAGACACUGACGCUCAAGAGCAACUUCACCAAGAUCCCUCAAUCCAUUGUGGAUGUGGCCAGCCAUCUACUACGCCUCUGUGUUUGCAAUGAUGGCACCAAACUGGUCAUGCUAAACAACCUGAAAAAGAUGGUGAAUCUUACAGAACUUGAGUUGGUGCACUGCGAUCUGGAGCGCAUACCACACGCCAUUUUCAGCCUGUCUAAUCUGCAGACUUUGAAUCUGAAAGAGAACAAUCUACGCACCAUUGAAGAGAUUGUCAGCUUCCAGCACCUCAGUAAGCUGACCUGUCUGAAGCUUUGGCACAACAGCAUUGCUUUUAUACCCGAACACAUUAAAAAACUCACCAGCUUGGAGCGCCUCUACUUCAGUCAUAACAAGAUCGAGAUCCUACCUUCACAUUUGUUCCUGUGCAACAAACUCCGUUACCUUGAUGUUUCCAAUAAUGACAUCCGUUUUAUCCCACCGGAGAUAGGCGUUCUCCAAAGCCUUCAGUACUUCUCUGUUAGUUGCAACAAAAUUGAAAAUAUUCCCGAUGAGCUCUUCUUCUGUAAGAAGCUAAAGACUCUAAAGCUUGGCAGAAACAUGCUGUCUGUCCUCUCACCAAAGAUUUCUUUCCUAGGUGUACUGACUCACUUGGAGUUAAAGGGUAAUCACUUUGAGUUCUUACCAGCUGAACUUGGCCAUUGUCGCGCCUUAAAGUGCAGUGGACUUGUCGUAGAAGACGCGCUGUUUGAAACGCUGCCUACAGAAGUCAGGGAACAAAUGCAAGCAGAGUGAUGACUGUUUUGCUUUCAUGCCAAAUAUUGUAAUCUGACUCCUUAAGAGGCAAGACUCCAGGGGUUUCGUCCUGUAGUAUGUAUAGUGAUCUAUAUGGGUGAGUACUUGUAAUUUCAUGUUUAGAGCUGGACUUGUGCUUAAUGGCCUUUUAAUGCAAAAAAGAGAAAAAUCUAGGGAUGAAUACCUUUUAAUGCCUUACAUUGUAUAUUAUGGAAAAGAUGCCAUGUAAACAUUUUAAGAUACAUGUAAGAUACAAAGAUACAAAGAUUUUCUAUACAUGUAAAUCAUAAAAUUAGACAAUUGACAGGGAUUCAUUUUAAAGACAGUGGGAUGCAAUUUCAUUGCAUUCUUUCACGGCAUUUGACUGACAUCUGCUUUAAUAAUUCAUUAAGCUUUUGCAGGUCAAGUACUGUACAACAUGUUUUGCACUGGAAAUAGUGAUAUUAGAAUUUGCACUAGAAACUUUAACAUUCCUUUUAUUUGACACGUUAUGUGUAUAUAGGACCUUGCAAGGAUUUGAAGUAUGUAUUAUAGGAAAAUAGUUAAUGUAAACAUUUAUACUAGUAGUAUUUGUUUAGUUUUUUUCUUCCUGCAUAUUUACUCUGAUAAUUGUUAAGCUUUUGGAAAGCAGGAUCCUUAUGCAUGUGUUCUAGGGUAGAUUUACAUGUUUAUCGUAGCAUUACUGUUUUAGUGAUGAGUUUGUCUGCCGUUGGCAGUAGAUCCUGGGCAGAUAAAGGUAACCACAUUUCAGUAUACCUCUUAUGUUCUAGUUGUACCUAGCUUCAAAUGUCACAAUAUGCAUUUCUAAAGGUUUUUUUUUCUGCUGUGGUUUGCUUAGUUUAAACAGUACUUGACUUCUCUGGUUGAAGACAGAAUGCAGAUGAAGAAAGCAUUUUUCUUACCUGAACUUGGUCUUUUAAUGUACACACCUUUUUCUUAUAAACCAAUAAUGUACUACAAAUAGACAUUUCUAUUUAUUAAUCAUAUUAGUCAACAGUAUUUGUCAUUUAAGCUUGAAUUGUAACCUGUUUCCAUUUCACGAGUUCACAUCUACGUAUAUUAAUACCGUAAGUUUAUGCGUAUUUGGCGUGCUGUCCGGGUGGAGGGCUCCGAGCUCGGGAUGUGGCCCGAACCCAGAGUACUCCCCCGGGUUGUGGUAAGAGUAGAUGGAUCUAUAAGUGAGGAGAAAUGGGGUGGAGGAGGGAUGCUGAAACUGUCAAUGAACAGAGAUAGGUUCUGCUGUUAUUUAUACCUUGUCAUGAGUUGAUUACUGAUUGGUCUCCACUUGUGUUAAUCAGGUUAAUGAACUGCGACUGUUCCUCCCGAACUUUGUUAUAAAACAGCAUUUUAUGCAAACUAAAAGAAAACAUUUGCCAGAAACAAAGCUCUAAACAUAUAAACAAAAGCAUUUGAAGAAACGUAUUCUUCUAUAAUGUCUAUAAUAUGCAAAAAAGGUAUCUCUCAAGGUGCACUAAGAUAAAUCAGGUUGGUAGUAGGCCUGUCUCGAUAACAGCUUUUUGUUGUGCAAUAUAUUGUCCCAGCAAUAAUUGUGAUAAAUAAUAUUAUUGUAAUUUUAAGACCAUUUUAAGACCAUCAUAAUAUAAAAGCAUAACAAUGCAAGAAGACCUACAUACUUUCAAAUGACAAAAAACUUUAUAUUCAGAUACCUUAAAAACUUGAAUAAAUAGUAAAUAAACAUUUUCUAAAAAAACGGCAAAGUAACAAGUAGAAAAAAGAAAUAUUCUUUUUUUUUUUUUUUUGAACUAGCACCAACUACACCAUGUUAUGUACGAGAAGCUGCAAAGACACUGGCGCAAGUGGAAUGCAAAAAACAUGGUGACAUUAAUGUUUAAGUAAAUAUAAUGGGCGAUACAUUGUCACUAAAAUUUAUUGAGGUCAUGUACAUAUAUUGUGUGAUAAGUCGAUAUAUUGAUUAUUGCGACAGGCCUAUCAGGUAGACUUAGUUCCCACAGUAUUUUCUCUCAGCUAGACAGUGGAGAUUGAUUAUGAGUGUGUGUGUCUUUUCUUGAGGUCAUGUACAUGGCAAUUAUCAGAAUCAGAGAUUCAGAAUCAGAAUUCUGAUUCUGAUUCUGAUUCUGAUUACAUCGUCUGUUCUGAUCUGAUCUUGCCUUGUGAGAGGUGACUCAUCUGAUGUACUGAGAUCAGCAUGUGGCCUUUUCUUAAUAGACUGCUGUUACAUCGCCAUCAUAAGCAAGUGUCAUUGAAUCAGUGUUUCAUGUAUGAAUUCCAAGACACUGGUAAUACACAUCUUUAGUUGCUUUAAGAAGGUUAAAACUGAAUACUUGAGCUGUUUAGAUUACCAGAUCUUUGUGUGUUUUGCAUGUAUUCUUUUAUUAAAAUAUUCACAAAUGACUUUGGUGCAUUUGAAGUGAUUUUUAUUUUUAUUUUAUACAUUUUUUUUGUCAGUAGACCUGUCUUGGGUCAGGAAGGUCAGUUCCUGUUCAGGUCUUAUGUCUGGUCUGCAUGUUAGAGGUUAUAGUGAUGUGAAUGCGAAAGCUUCAGAGUGGACUUUUUUUUUUAAUCUGUGCAUAAAAGGAAGGAUUUGUUUUCCAUUAGAUAAAAGUGCUGACAUAAUAUAGUCAAGUCACCUUUAUUUAUAUAGCCUAGUGCUUUAUACAAUACAGAUUGUGUCAAAACAGCUAUAUAGUGCCGCCAUAUGCCUUAUUUUAUGCCUUAGUUUUGUAUUAUUUUCAUUCUACCAAAGUGUUUUUGAUUUGUAAAACAGCAUAAAUAAAAUGCAUUCUUUGUC
This is a messenger RNA of Carassius gibelio (silver crucian carp), 5281 nucleotides long. Its product is annotated as volume-regulated anion channel subunit LRRC8C-like. NCBI's taxonomy places the organism in Eukaryota, Metazoa, Chordata, Actinopteri, Cypriniformes, Cyprinidae. The transcript has 3 exons. Gene Ontology annotation, molecular function: protein binding. Bases 133 to 2511 code for a protein of 792 amino acids. The record is from RefSeq and is a predicted model, not a curated record.